UGUUUAUCUCUACCGCGUGAUCUUAGGCCCUGCAGUUUGGAAUACAGCUAAAUGUGUGUUUUGUGUGGGGUAAAAUGAGCUAACCUUGCAAACCAACGACGCACAGAAGGAGAGAUCUUGACACAAGAAUUGAGAAGAACAGUAAAGGGAGAUUUGCCUCAUCAGCACAUAGAGCUUCUGGGAUAAAAUGGAAAAUGCAGCGAUCAGUGGUGAAGACAAGCCUGAAGGCAAUGAAAUGAAGGAGAACUCUGCGCGUCUUUUUAUCGCAAUUUCAGGUGUUCUUUUUUUGUAUGUGAUAUCAUCAUCUGCCUACAGCCCUUUAACUGAUCAGUAUGUGUAUUCUGCAUUGGCUCGCCAGUAUGGUCUCCCAUGUGGAGAUAACGACACGCAGCAUUCGUGCCAGAAGUCACAGUCCCAAUGCAUGAAGGAUAACACCAGUGAUCCAUUGUAUGAUUUGCGGGAGAAAGUUGAGGGACAGUCAUCAAGUUGGGUUUUAUAUAUUACAGUACCUAAAGCAAUAAUUACUGUUCCAUUGUCAUUAUUAUAUGGGAGUUAUAGUGACAGAGGAGGCCGAAAAAUCCCCAUUCUUUUGCCAUGCAUAGGCCUCUUGAUCAACUAUGUUAUUGUUGGAGUUGUCAUCUUCUUUCAACUUGAUUUGUAUUUUAUAGCCAUUGCUUGUGCUGUGGAAGCACUCUUUGGAAGCAUUGCCACAAAUUAUCUUGGGAUUUUUGCGUACACUGCAGAUAUAUCCUCAAUAAAAGUGCUGACAUUUCGUAUUGCGGUGCUGGAAGGGUUAAUUGGUGUGACAUACAGCUUGACUCAGCUUGGCCUCGGCUACCUCAUCGAAACCACAGGGUUUAUGUACCCUAUUUUGAUAGCAGCUGGACUGCAGCUUAUUAAUAUAAUUUAUGUGUGUCUUUUGAAGGAGACCAUUCAACGAAGUGAAGAUGCAAAAUUUUUAAGCUGUGAAAAUUUUCGGAAGAUCUUCAGGCUGUUUGUAGUAGACAAUGGAAGCCAUAGACUGUGGAAGAUCAGGUUGCUAAUGCUGUGCACUUUUAUUAUAGGUCUUCCUUGUAUAGCCGUGUACGAUGUCCAAACACUAUUUCAACUAAAUGCCCCGUUAUGCUGGACUUCAGUCAAAAUUGGUUUCUUUCUUGCUGGACGCUUUACUGCAAGUUUGCUAGCACAAAUGAUUCUCACCAAAAUAUUCAAUCGAUGGUUUGAUGAUGAUCUACUAGCAGUGGUUGUUAUAGUGAUGGGCAUUGCAUCAUGGGUAUUUGAGGCAUUUGCUACAACAGAUCUGUUGAUGUAUCUUGUUAUAGCUGUAGGCCUGAGCUUUGAUCCUUUUACCUUCCUACGUGCUAUGGCAUCCAAACUGGGCCACAAAGAUGAGCAAGGUGCUUUAUUUUCUACAGUAGCAGCAGUGGAGAGUCUGGCAUAUGGAGCAGGGCAGGCAACAUUCACCAACAUAUACACUGCCACACUGAGUUUAUUCCAAGGAAUGGUUUUCUUGGUGAUGGCUGGGUUUUAUGUGAUUGCUAUGGUCCCAUUUUUGUUUUACAUAAUCAAGAUAAGAAAAGAAAACAAAUACAAACUCCUGGUCAAUAAUCCCACAGCCCCAUCUGAUGACAUACUGAAUGCUUCUAAGGAGGGCCAUGUGAUCAACGAAUAAAGUCUGAACUGGCAUUGUUUUAUCUCAAGUUUGGUAGAUGAUAAACUAGAUCAGUUUAUUUUAAUUUGACAUUUAUUUGUUGGUAUAAUUAUUUGACAUUGGAUUUAACUAUAAAGGUUAUGAUCAAAAUGUAACUUUCAAGUAAGAAGUUAUCAGUGAUGACAAAGAAUUGGAUGCAUAUAUGGACAAAUUUGGUAUCUUUAAAAUUUUACUCUUUUUUAAAGAAUUUUAAACACAGCUUAUUAAAUUUGUUAAAAAAAUUUUAAGAUACCUCUGACUUCUUACCAUCUUAGUAGUACAUCUGUUUUGAAGAAUCCUGAAAUAUGAAAUAUUAUUAGGCAUCAUUCAAACAAAACUGUGUAUUGAAAAAAAAUUUAUGAAAGUUUUUGGUUAGCUAUGCAGUGUUAAGACUUUAGUCAUUCUUAUAUGUUGGGCAUUUGUUGAGCAUCAUGUAUGCCAUCAUAUUUAAGGAUAACUAAUGCAAUGGAGACAUAAUUAGGUAUAAGUUAUGUUUUGUUUAUAUAUAUAUAUAAGGAAUAUUUCUAAAAAUUUAUCAAAACUUAUUAGCUAGAAUGUCAUAGCCCUAUCCCCUGUUGAAUUGAUCUAUUAUUUGGCCUAGUUUGAUAUUAGUUAUGUUUUAUUUAGACAACCUAUAGACUAAUAUGUUAUAUUAUUUUAUUUAUAUAAGGAAUAUUUCUAGAAAUGAAAAUCAAAACUUAUCGGCUAGAAUGUCAUUGCCCUUUACCCUGAUAAAUUGAGCUAUUAUUUUGCUAAGUUUUGUCAAGCAAAUUCAAAACGCUAUCCACCUCAUUCAUAUCUUAUUGAUUAAUGAUUCUAGUAAGAUUAUGUAUGAUUAUUUGCUUCAAUUUUGCAAUCCUAAGCAUGGGAUCUGAUACAUUCCUGGUUCUUUAUUUUUUUAAUCUCCAUAUGGAGAAGAUGCUUCAUUACAAUGAAAAAUAUGCAGGCAUAUCCUGGGUAUAAUUGUAAAAAUGAAAAGACCUACCUCUGUUGUCUCUGAGGCUCAGGCUACAUGUAACUCCCUAUAAAUUUCUUUUUUCAAAUAAAAGGAGAAAUUGAAUUUUAAUUCAUACACCCUGUUUACAGCAAAUGAUGUGAUAGGGAAAUAGUGAAAUUUCUGACAUAACCCUCUUCCAGUCAUGAAACAGUGUCCAUGGCUAGUGCAAUAUAUGUACAAUUAUGUAAUCUGUGAUAAGAUUUUUAAAAUUGAUGUGAUAAUUUAGCUCUUAUUGAAUAUUGUAAACAUACAUUUCUGUAGAAAAAUAUAUCAGAUUCUUUACAUUUUGCUCUGGUCACAUGAUAUGACCACAGUAAAUAAAGUAAAUUUCCAGACA
This is a messenger RNA of Lingula anatina, 3024 nucleotides long. Its product is annotated as lysosomal proton-coupled steroid conjugate and bile acid symporter SLC46A3. Gene Ontology annotation, molecular function: transmembrane transporter activity. The record is from RefSeq and is a predicted model, not a curated record. Gene Ontology annotation, biological process: transmembrane transport. NCBI's taxonomy places the organism in Eukaryota, Metazoa, Brachiopoda, Lingulata, Lingulida, Lingulidae. Gene Ontology annotation, cellular component: membrane.